Messenger RNA from Colletotrichum truncatum, 1206 nucleotides. RefSeq names its product alpha-methylacyl-racemase. The record is from RefSeq and is a predicted model, not a curated record. Gene Ontology annotation, molecular function: catalytic activity. Lineage: Eukaryota; Fungi; Ascomycota; Sordariomycetes; Glomerellales; Glomerellaceae.
AUGGUCGGCCCUCCGCCACUCAAAGGUAUCAAAGUCCUCGAAUUCGCCGGUCUCGCACCCGGUCCUUUCGCAGGAAUGCUCCUUGCCGAUGCCGGCGCCUCCGUCCUCCGUAUCGACCGCGCUGUCGGAGGUACCCGUACACCCUUGCCGACGGAGGAUAUGCUGGCGCGCCACAAGGCCUCCAUCGCAGUCGACCUCAAGUCCCGUGAAGGUGUGGAGCUCGUGAAGAGCCUGGCCUCAAAAGCGGACGUCAUCAUCGACCCCUUCCGCCCUGGAGUUCUCGAGAAGCUGGGUUUGGGACCUGAUGUGCUGUGCGGUCUUAACAAGGGACUUGUCUACGGCCGCAUGACCGGGUUCCGCCGUGACGGGAGGUAUGCGGAUAUGGCCGGUCACGACAUCAACUACCUCGCCGUCUCGGGUAUGCUGAGCCUGCUGGGCCGUGAGGGCGAGAAGAUCCAGCCGCCGUGGAACGUCCUCGCGGAUUUCGCGGGCGGAGGAGCUGUUCUAUUCCAGGGCGUUUUGAUGGCGCUCUUGGCGAGGGGGACGAAUGGCGGAAAGGGGCAAGUCGUCGAGGCGAACAUGGUCGACGGGUCGUCGUAUCUUGCGACGUUCCCGCGCUUCGCGCUCAAGACGCCAUUGGGAGAUGCCGGGAGAGGGAAGAAUAUACUCGACGGCGGAUGUCCAUACUACGACACCUACGAAACAGGAGACGGUAAGUAUAUGGCUGUUGGAGCCCUGGAGCCGCAAUUUUUCAAGGCGUUGAUCAAGGGGCUGGGGUUGGAGGGCCAGGGAUGGGAGGAGAAGCGGCACGACCGGGAUAACUGGCCCGAGUUUAGAGAACUUUCGACAAGGAUAUUCAAGAGCAGAACGAGGGCGGAAUGGGAAAAGGUGUUUGAUGGGACGGAUGCCUGUGUUACGCCUGUGUUGGAUUACGCGGAGCUUGAGACGGAGAAUGGUAGGGAAGGCGAUCAGAGGCCCGUCGUGACGUUGGUUGAGACACCGUGUUUGGCCGUCAAUGAGAGCAAGGCAGAGGAUCCGAGACGGGGACAGGGCCCCGGAGUUGAAGGAGGAGGAUACGUUGGGUUUACCCUCGCUCCAGGUGAAGGUGGCGAGGAAAUGCUCGCAGACUGGCUUGGGUGGAAAAGGGGGAGGGAUUUCGAAGUGCAGGAUGGCGGGUUUGUACUGAAACAGAAGUCGAAGCUUUGA